AUUUGCCCGUCAUACAAACGUUAUGUUAUCUUCACUAUCAAAAAAUCAUAACUUUAGUUUCAUAGUUUUAACUCAAGAAAGGAUAUACAUGAAAUGAGAUAGCACUGUCACUUAAAACUAUAUCAUUAAACACUAAAAUAAGAAAAAAGGUAAUCCGAUACAAGAUUCAACUUCUACAAUGCAAAUGUAGUGAACCGACAAUCAUAUAUUCUAAUUAAUAUUAUAAUUGAUAUAAACUGCUGACAACUAGGACAGCACAAGUAGGAACCACGGGACUAUAAAUACAAGCCAUAGAAAUCUCGACAACUUGAGCCUCAACUGGAAAUUGUGUCACGCCGCUGAUGGACUUGAUAAAAUGUGCGUGCCUGAACACUUGGACAGGUUUGAAUGCAAAAACAGUUACAAAUGGAAUCAUAUAUAAUUAACUGUAACAGUAUACAUGGACUAUUUUAUGAAGACUGAAGAAACAAGGGCACACUUUCAAUACAAACUACAAUGUGUUGACAAAAAGAUGCAGUGGACUGUUUAUGACAGACAUGAUUAACCAGGAUCGAGGUCGUAAUGCAUAUAAGGAGGACUAAGAGAUGAGGCUAACAUGUGAUGUAGAGGUAUUGGAUCGGAUGUUGGCAACUGCAAACUUGAGGAAAGCGAGCAAACCUGUCCGAGCCCAGAUGGCAAUUGGUCGCAGCUCGCCAUCGAACAAUGUUUACAUGAUGAUCUGUACAACGAAGGACAAAAGCGGUACAAAAUAUCAGGUUCAGAACAAUUUGGACAGAGUUUUCACAAAGUUUGUAGCAGAAGGCAAGGCCACUAUUAGGCUUAAAAACCCUGAAAAGGAUAUUUGUAUAAGCAAGGCAGAUGUUAUACAGCUAAAAAGUUUCCUGAAUGUACUUCGACAAGUAGUUCAAGGGAAAACACUCGACAAGACGGUAUUCUCAGUUCUUGCACCUGUUACAACCAAGAAAAUAGAGCGACCCAAAACAGUGAUGGUUAUCACAACAAAGAAAAACUAUCCCCUGACUACGAACUUUCCAUCUACUUUAGAAACAUUACAGGUGAAUGAUUGUAACAUGAGGAGAAUAGACAGCCGAAUAUUCCAACUACGAAACCUGGUAAGCCUCGAUCUCAGCGACAACAGUCUCAAUGACGUCCUGGAUGGGAUUGGCAGUCUGCAGAUGCUGGCUGAGCUAAUACUGAAAAAUAACAAAUUCCAGAAAUUUCCUGUAACUAUAUGUAAACUGAAGACAUUGCAAAAAAGCCUAAGUCUGCUAGACUUGAGUGAUAAUCAGAUACGGCAGUUGCCUGUGCAGAUUUGCGAACUCACGAAUUUGAUGACAUUAAAAGCUGAUAACAAUGUUAUAGAACAGAUACCUCCGACUAUUGGUCGUUUACAAAAUUUGAAAUCUGUGUCACUAGCAGGAAAUAAAUUGACGGUGUUGCCCGCAGGAUUUAUGAGAUUGAGACUUGAGAAUGUUGAUCUCUAUGGAAACAGUUUUAUUAUUACGGAGAAUGAGACUACCGCGGAUUCUGUUGAUGUGCCUACAUUGCUGGAAUGUGCUGCCAGAUAUGUUAGAAAAUACAGGCUACCCUACUCUGAGGAAGACCUCCAUCCGCACCUGUGUCGAUACCUUGACUCUGCGCGCGUGUGUUGGUGUGGGAGCUUCUGUUUCCAAGGCAGCGUGGGAUACACGCGCAUGGUGGACCUCCGCGCUGUCACCUCAGCCAUUACUGCAGUGGACACCACUGGCAGGACGGCUGUACCUGUACAGGGCUACCUCUGUUCACCUCAGUGCUUGAAUAAGUUUAAGACUGACCCUAAUGCUUAUUGGAAGUGAUGUGAACAAUAUAACAAUAGAACUGAUUAUUUUGUGGUCAUCAUAAUGGUAAUAUUUACAUAGAAUAAAUACAUGAAAAAGAAAAAAUACAUGAGAGAGAAAAACUAUGUUUUUUCAAAGAAUAAAUACAUAAGGAAACUACGUCCUCCUCAAUGAAAAAACAAAUAUGAGGGAAAAUAUGUUCUCCACAUAGAACAAAUACAUGAGGGAAUUAUAUUCACCUUAAUGAAUAGAUAAUUCGUAAAUUGAGGGAAAUAUGUUAUCCAAAUAGAAUAUAUACAUAAUGGAAAUUCCAUAUGUUCACCUCAUAGAAUAAAUACAUGAGGGAACUAUGUUCACAUCAUGGAGUAAAUACAUGAGGUAAAUCUGUUCACACGAGAGUGAAUACAUGAGGGGAAAUAUGAUCUCCUCAUAGAAUAAAUGUAGAAGGGGAAUAUGUUCACCUCAGAAUGAAUACAUGAAGGAAAUAUGUUCUCCUCAUAGAAUGAAUACAUGAGGGAAAUAUGUUCUCCUCAUAGAAUGAAUACAUGAAGGAAUUAUGUUCACAUCAUGGAGUAAAUACAUGAGGUAAAUCUGUUCACAUCAGAGUAAAUACAUGGGGGAAAUAUGUUCCCCUCAUAAAAUAAAUGUAGAAGGGGAAUAUGUUCAUAUUAUAGAAUAAAUACAUGAGGGAAAUAUGUUUUCCACAUGGAAUGAAUACCUGAGGGAAAUAUGUCUGAACAAGUUAAUAACUAAAUCAAAUGCUUACUGAAAGUGAUGGUAAAAACAUCAACAAAACAAAUGGGUUUGAUAAAUCAAACCGACUAAGUUGAGUAUGGGGUUAGUUGGGAUCACAGUGCCUCAAUUAAUCAAGGACUGACUGACGCUGUUGCCCAUUGGAAUUGUUUAUUGACAAAAAGGCUACAAGGCUAAUAAGCUACUAAUAGUACUAAAAUUGUAACAGCAGCUAAUUAGUUUCCUUGAGUAGACAUCUAAGAAUGAAAUACUCUACCAAUGUGUUCAAAAUUACAUAUAAUCAUACAAUGUGUUCAAAAUUACAUAUAAUCAUAUAAUGUGUUCAAAAUUACAUAUAAUCAUACAAUGUGUUCAAAAUUACCUAUAAUCAUACAAUGUGUUCAAAAUUACCUAUAAUCAUACAAUGUGUUCAAAUUUACAUAUAAUCAUAUAAUGUGUUCAAAAUUACCUAUAAUCAUAUAAUGUGUUCAAAAUUACCUAUAAUCAUAUAAUGUGUUCAAAAUUACCUAUAAUCAUACAAUGUGUUCAAAAUUACCUAUAAUCAUACAGUGUGUUCAAAAUUACCUAUAAUCAUACAAUGUGUUCAAAAUUACAUAUAAUCAUACAAUGUGUUCAAAAUUACAUAUAAUCAUAUAAUGUGUUCAAAUUUGCCUAUAAUCAUAUAAUGUGUUCAAAAUUACCUAUAAUCAUAUAAUGUUAUCAAAAUUGCCUAUAAUCAUAGGGUGUUAGGCAGUUUAUCUCUACAAUUGCAAUUCCUCAUGGAAUCUGACUUGCAAAUAAGCUAUAUUUGUAGUUCCCGGAUAGUUCCAUUUGAACCUUGAUGUUAACUGUUAAUGCCUUAAGGAAACUCUGUACAAGGUUUGGUAUCAUUUGAAAAGUAUUUGCUUGCUGAUUAAGAAAACAAAAUUAUGUCUUAAAAAUAACCGAAAGAAAAAGUGGCAUUUCUCCGGUUUCCCUCCACAACACAACUUUCAAGACCACACUCUCGCGCAACAUUGUGCCAACAAGAGUGACUAAGUAUAAAAAGAUAUAACUUUGUUGUAAUAUAAAUCAAAUCAAAACUAAGAAUAUUAUGAAUAAAAUUAUUACAGUUGUUAUAUUUGUUCUUUAUUUGGACUGAAAUUGCGAGUAAAUGACAUUUUAAAAUCUCUUGAGGCCAAAGAAUUUUUUGCUACUUACAUAUAUAUAUAUAUUUGUGUGUCUGAUACCUUAACAGUUCAUGGAUGCUGUUAGUCAAUGUACUUAUUCUUACAUGUACUAUGUGUGCUACCCAGUAUAUGUUGCUUGAAAUAAACAUGUAUACAUA
Mya arenaria is the source of this 3876-nucleotide messenger RNA. RefSeq names its product leucine-rich repeat protein 1-like. The transcript is spliced from 6 exons. Bases 585 to 1835 code for a protein of 416 amino acids. Lineage: Eukaryota; Metazoa; Mollusca; Bivalvia; Myida; Myidae. Gene Ontology annotation, molecular function: protein binding. The record is from RefSeq and is a predicted model, not a curated record.